Mustela erminea (ermine) is the source of this 2873-nucleotide messenger RNA. It is a transcript of the gene RAF1, whose product is annotated as Raf-1 proto-oncogene, serine/threonine kinase. Gene Ontology annotation, molecular function: ATP binding; protein kinase activity. Gene Ontology annotation, cellular component: cytosol; plasma membrane; mitochondrion. Gene Ontology annotation, biological process: signal transduction; protein phosphorylation. The record is from RefSeq and is a predicted model, not a curated record. Bases 514 to 2520 code for a protein of 668 amino acids. The transcript is spliced from 19 exons. NCBI's taxonomy places the organism in Eukaryota, Metazoa, Chordata, Mammalia, Carnivora, Mustelidae.
AAGCAGAGAGCCAGUGGCGCCGCAGGUCGGGAGGAGGAGCACCGAGUGAAGGCUCAUUUGCCGGGGCCGCCCGAGAGCCUCUUCGUCGCGGGCGUUGGGGCCGCCAUCUUAGAUGGCGGGAGUAAGAAGAGGGCGAGCGUGAGACAGGAAGGCUUUCCUGCGGCUCUCCUUGGGCCCGGAAGAGGGCCAAUUGGCCCGGCUUUGGGGCGUGUGCCCCGAGGCGCGGAGCGCGGGUGCGACGAUGCGGGGACUGCCCGGGGCCCCGUCCCCUGGGCUAGGGACGCGCCGAAUGUGACCGCCUCCCGCUCCCUCACCCGCCGCGGGGAGGAGGAGCGGAUCAGACGCCGCCGCCGGACGACGGGACACGGAGGCGGUUCGGCUCCUUCAGGGCUAUGCUGUUUAAAAUGCAAGAGAAACAUUUGACCCGGUUGAACACUGGAUACUUGGAAAAAUAAACCUGUUAGUGUUUCUGCUGGAAAAGCUUAUCUUUUAGGUAUUGUGUAAGCUGCAUCAAUGGAGCACAUACAGGGGGCCUGGAAGACGAUCAGCAACGGUUUUGGAUUCAAAGACACAGUGUUUGACGGCCCCAGCUGCAUCUCGCCUACAAUAGUUCAGCCAUUUGGCUUUCAGCGUCGGGCGUCAGAUGAUGGCAAACUUACGGACUCAUCUAAGACAAGCAACACUAUUCGUGUUUUCUUGCCAAACAAGCAAAGAACAGUGGUCAAUGUGCGAAAUGGAAUGAGCUUGCACGAUUGCCUUAUGAAAGCACUCAAGGUGAGGGGCCUACAGCCGGAGUGCUGUGCUGUGUUCAGACUUCUCCAUGAACAUAAAGGUAAAAAGGCACGUUUAGAUUGGAAUACUGAUGCUGCCUCGUUGAUUGGAGAAGAACUUCAAGUAGAUUUCCUGGAUCACGUUCCCCUCACAACACACAACUUUGCACGGAAGACCUUUCUGAAGCUUGCGUUCUGUGACAUCUGUCAGAAGUUCCUGCUAAAUGGAUUUCGUUGUCAGACUUGUGGCUACAAAUUUCAUGAGCACUGUAGCACCAAAGUUCCUACUAUGUGUGUGGAUUGGAGUAAUAUCAGACAGCUCUUAUUGUUUCCAAAUUCUACUAUUGGUGAUAGUGGGGUCCCAGCACUGCCUUCUUUGACGAUGCGUCGGAUGCGAGAGUCUGUUUCCCGGAUGCCUGUUAGUUCCCAGCACAGAUAUUCCACACCCCAUGCCUUCACAUUCAACUCCUCCAGCCCUUCCUCUGAAGGUUCCCUUUCCCAGAGGCAGAGGUCCACGUCCACACCUAAUGUCCACAUGGUCAGCACCACCCUGCCUGUGGACAGCAGGAUGAUUGAGAAUAACAGCCUGAAUGCUUCUCCCAGGGCGUGGUCCAGACGAUUUUGUUUGAGGGGAAGAGAUGCAAUUCGAAGCCACAGUGAAUCAGCCUCACCUUCAGCCUUGUCCAGCAGCCCUAACAAUCUGAGCCCAACAGGCUGGUCACAGCCCAAAACCCCUGUGCCAGCACAGAGAGAGCGGGCACCAGGAUCUGGGACCCAGGAGAAAAACAAAAUUAGGCCUCGUGGACAGAGAGAUUCAAGCUAUUACUGGGAAAUAGAAGCCAGCGAAGUGAUGCUCUCCACUCGGAUUGGGUCAGGCUCCUUUGGAACGGUGUAUAAGGGCAAGUGGCACGGAGAUGUUGCAGUAAAAAUCCUAAAGGUUGUCGACCCCACACCAGAGCAGUUCCAGGCCUUCAGGAACGAGGUGGCUGUCCUCCGCAAAACACGGCACGUGAACAUCCUGCUCUUCAUGGGGUACAUGACAAAGGACAACCUGGCGAUUGUGACCCAGUGGUGUGAAGGCAGCAGCCUCUACAAACACCUGCAUGUCCAGGAGACUAAAUUCCAGAUGUUCCAGUUGAUUGACAUCGCCCGCCAGACUGCUCAGGGAAUGGACUAUUUGCAUGCAAAGAACAUCAUCCACAGAGACAUGAAAUCCAACAAUAUAUUUCUCCAUGAAGGCCUGACAGUGAAAAUUGGAGAUUUUGGUUUGGCAACAGUAAAGUCGCGCUGGAGUGGUUCUCAGCAAGUUGAACAACCCACUGGCUCUGUCCUGUGGAUGGCCCCUGAGGUGAUCCGAAUGCAGGAUAACAACCCAUUCAGCUUCCAGUCUGAUGUCUACUCCUAUGGCAUUGUGCUCUAUGAGCUCAUGACAGGGGAGCUUCCUUACUCCCACAUCAAUAACCGUGAUCAGAUCAUCUUCAUGGUGGGCCGAGGGUAUGCCUCCCCAGACCUCAGUAAGCUAUAUAAGAACUGCCCCAAAGCAAUGAAGAGGCUUGUAGCCGACUGUGUGAAGAAGGUUAAGGAAGAGAGGCCUCUUUUUCCCCAGAUCCUGUCUUCCAUCGAGCUGCUCCAACAUUCUCUGCCGAAAAUCAACCGGAGCGCUUCUGAGCCAUCCCUGCACCGGGCGGCCCACACUGAGGAUAUCAACGCCUGCACACUGACUACGUCCCCUAGACUGCCUGUCUUCUAGCUGACUUUGCACCUGCACUCAGGCCAUCGGGGGAGUAAGGGAAGUCAGCAGGCACCACCUUUCUGCUCCCUUUUGAUGGAGGCAGAGAGCUCAUUUUCAGAGAAGCUGCUAAGGACCUUCUAGACUACUCACAGGGCCUUAACUUCAUGUUGCCUUCUUUUCUACCCUUUCUGGCCCUGGGAGAAGGAAGCCAUUCGAAAUGCUGGUUUGUCCUGCUCCCUCCCUGCAUCCCCUAUGCUCUUGAGCCGAGAGCCUUCUCCAGAGCCUUCUCCAGAUGCACCCACAGCUGCCAGAUUUGGCAGUAUGUGAUCUGGAGCCCCAGCUGUUGGCUGAAUAUUUUUUUUUUUUAGGGC